UAAAAGGGGGUUUAUUUAUAAAAGGAAAUAAUAAAGCUAAAUAGGUUACAAAUAUAAUAAUGGACAUACAUUAAUAUAGUAUAAUUUAUAAUAUAUAUAUAUAUAUAUUUGUAAUACAUCCAUCAUUCAUAUGCUCCUCUAGCAAUUACAUCUGGUUCCAAUCAAAUUCCCCUCAAAAAAAAAAAAAAAAAAAAAAAUGAGGUCACUCCUAUUUUCAAUUGCCUUUAUUUUCACCAUAACAUUCUUAUUCAAACAUUGUUCAUCCCAAAUCCUACCUGAUGACAAUAAAACCUUCCUAGAUGGCCAUAACGCUGCUCGUCGCGAUGUCGGGGUGGAUCCAUUUACAUGGGACAAAAAGCUUGAAGCCUAUGCUAAAGACUUUGCUAACAAGAAGAAACCUAGUUGUUCAACAGACUUGGGUUCAAAGAUACCAUAUGGUAUAAACCUUGGUUUAGGUUAUGGUUACUUGACUAGUGGUCAAACGUUUAAUACAUGGGUUGGUCAAAAGUCCGAUUAUAACUACACAUCAAAUUCUUGUGCCAAAGGUAAAGAUUGUUCGGCUUAUACACAGAUUGUUUGGCGUAAAUCGGUUCGUCUCGGGUGUGCUAGUGUUAAUUGUGGUUUAUGGCCUUUAUUUGUAUGUGUUUAUGAUCCUAAGGGAAACAUUCCAGGAGAAAAACCUUAUUAAUAAUCAAUCAUUAUGUAGUUCUAUAUCAUAUUAUCAUGUACUUCUUGCUUUGUUCAAUCAAUUAAAGUGCUUUUUGAUGAGUUCUUUAAUUUGAUUGAUAACAAAGAUGAU
Messenger RNA from Chenopodium quinoa (quinoa), 799 nucleotides. RefSeq names its product pathogenesis-related protein 1A1-like. The record is from RefSeq and is a predicted model, not a curated record. NCBI's taxonomy places the organism in Eukaryota, Viridiplantae, Streptophyta, Magnoliopsida, Caryophyllales, Amaranthaceae. Bases 197 to 688 code for a protein of 163 amino acids. The transcript has a single exon.